AUGAGAGGAAAAUUGACGAUUUUGAAAACUUUGACAAAGUCAAUGUGCGCUUGUGCCAAAAAACUGGGCUACCAGGCCUUUCAUCCAAAUUUGGCUCACACCUCCAGUAAACAAUCACAAUAUGCGAGGAAUCAGAGGACUCUUCACCCGCAAGGUACAACAAGAGCAUUGACAUUUGGGAAAGGAAAGAAACAAGUUAAAGUAAAAAUAAACAAAGAACAAGCUCAAAUAAGUGUAGACUCAGAUGCUAAUUGGUUACCGAAAAUAUUACGGAACUCUCACGGGCGAUUUUGUGAACUUCAGAGUGAUGGAUUUUCCAAAAAAGAACAGAAGUCAGAUAUUGUAACAAGAUCAAUACAAAAAUUUUGGGAUGCGUUUGAUCGCGCUUACGAAGCCCACAAGAAGAAAAUAUCUGUCUUCGUGGUGUUAUCGAUUGCUGUUCUCUUCUUGGCUUAUUUUAUUGGAGCAGUUCAUUACAAAAUAACAUACGAUUGUAAUGAAGUUCCACAGUGUAAUUGGCAAUGGUGCAGUGGACAUGGAUUUUUAAUCAUUACCACUGUAGUCGUGUGCUUUGGCUUAAUUUAUUUUCAAAUCGUGAAGAAGGUGUUUGGAAAUGUGAUCAAAAGAAAUUUGCUUGUGCCAAUUGGAUCACUUUUGAGAAAGUGCUGGAAAAUAAGGUGGGUACGUAUUGUUGCAUACAUUGUACCGACUGUCCUUAUUGUUGGAUUUAUGAUAUUCGACACAGCUGAGGAUAGAGGCCGUCUUAAGUCUUUGAUUGGCUUAGCACUUCUAUUACUUUUAGGCGCUGUGUUUUCGAAGCAUCCAGGCAAGAUACAAUGGCAACCCGUUUUAUGUGGUUUGUUGCUUCAAUUCCUGUUUGGACUCUUCACUCUACGGUGGAACGUAGGUAAACUAAUUUUUCAAUGCUUUGGAACGAAAACUACAACUUUCUUGAAUUACACAUUCGCAGGAGCCAGUUUUGUGUAUGGAACUGAAUUGGCAUCCGGUGUAUUUGCAUUUCAGGUUCUAUCAGUGAUAUUUUUCUUCAGUUUCUUUGUGCAAAUAUUAUAUUAUUGGGGUGUCAUGCAGUGGGUUGUGAUGAAAUUAGGUUGGAUAUUGCAAGUGACUAUGGGAACAACAGUGUGUGAAUCUGUGAACACGGCUGCAUCGAUUUUUCUUGGUCAGUCAGAAGCACCUUUGAUCAUAAAACCUUACAUAAAGGAUUUGACAAAGUCUGAAAUCCAUGCCAUAAUGACAGCCGGAUUUGCUACUGUGUCUGGAACUGUCCUAGCAGCUUAUAUAAGUUUUGGUGUCAAAGCCUCACAUCUUUUAACUGCUUCCAUUAUGUCAGCACCUGCCGCACUAUGUUUUGCAAAACUGUUCUACCCUGAGAGUGAAGAAUCAAAAACAACUGUUGAUAACAUCCGACUAGAGAAAGGCUUUCUGGACGGUGUAGUGGGAUGGAUGGGUGAACUUGUUGGUCUAACUGGAGAAAACACAAUUAGUUUUACAUUCAUUCUCACCAAGAUAUUCUAUCCACUAGUUUGGGCCAUGGGUGUUCAAGUAGAACAUUGUUCUGAUGUUGCCAGGGUAGUGGCAUUGAAAACAGUUGUUAAUGAAUUUGUAGCUUAUGAAGAACUUGGAAAAUUAAUAGACGCAAGAAAAAUAUGUGGUCGAUCUGAAGUAAUAGCCACAUAUGCACUAUGCGGCUUUUCAAAUCCUAGCUCCAUUGGAAUUGUAAUUGGAGCUCUUUCCUCAAUGGCCCCCAAUCGAAGAUCUGACAUUGCUGAGGUAGCUUUCAGAGCCUUUUUGGCUGGUUGUGCUGUCUGUUUCUUGACAGCUUGUGUUGCAGGUGUUUUAACUGAUGAUCUGGAUGGCUCAUGCAUGGACCUGCCAACUACUGGAUCAUGACAUGAUCAUCAACAUUACAUUAUGAAACUGAGAAGAAUUCAUGUCGCAAUCACUCAUCACACUCAUUGCUAUGAAGUAGAAGAGAUGUAACAUUUUUGUAUCUCUGAAUAUACUCUGAAGAAAAUGGUAGGUGAGAAUUCUCUGGUCCUAAAAGGAGAAUAUAAUGUAAAUAAAUUAUGGUUGCUUGCUCGCUGAUCUCCAGAGACUGUAUUGUACAUAAAGUUCCAUGAGAAGAGUGAAAUAUUGUAGAAUUUAUGUAAAUUAUGUAUUUUUUUAAUGUUCUUAUUGUUAAGUUGUACAAAAUUAUAACAUACAGUGGAACAUGCAAAAGUGGCCACCUCAAUUCCAACCGGGACCUGGCACUGCAGCCAGCGGCAGUGUAAUAUACUGCCGCAUAAUUCGUAUACUUCGAUUUUUCUAUAGUAGCUGAGGCCAUUAGGUCAUUAUUACACCUCCUGCCCUAUAAAAUGAAUAUUUUUAAUUAAUUCGCGAACGUCCUUCUCAGCGGGGAUCGUUGCCUCUAAAAUGUGCCACUGUUAAAAAGAUUCAUUUUAUAAGGCCUCUUAUCAAUGAUCUAAUGUCAUCGGCCAUUAUAGAGAAAUAGAAGUAUAGGUAAACGUCUAAGAUGCGAUCGCCACAAGUUGUAAUAGAAUGAACCGUACUAUAAUAAGAAGCGGAAGGGCUGUUGAUAUAGGCUUGUUACAAUAUCUUCCUGGGAAGGGGUAACUCUGAAAAGUGCCAUCCAGAGUCGUUCUUAUGGCAAAGAUUUCAUUUUGUGGAAGGUAAAAACAGAUGAUUUGAGUCUACGAAAUAACUACGUGUUCGCUUCGCUUAUACCCACGAAGAGGUUUUUCAAGACGUCCCCUAAUUCCUUCUCCCUCUUCGGGAACCUGUUGGUGGUAGGCGGAGCGCGUAACCGAUUUGACGACGACCGCAUGCGAGAAACUCAUCCGAUUGAAAUCCAGUUCGCUUGUGGGUUCGGUUCGGUGGGGACGGACAAUUGCGUUUCAGUAGGUCAAGGCUCGUCAAGAGAAGACAUGUGGUCUUACAAAACGAGAAGAGUCUCAGUUAGAAAAAGUGCUGAUAUUUUUAUACGACAUUUAAUCAUAUUUGUGAGUUGUUGUUGUUGUAAAAAGUAAGCGAAAUCUGUGUGUCAGAUUUGCCAGAUUCUUAUACUGUAAUUCAAAUGUAGUUUGCUGGGCAUUUAAAUGAUUUUCCGAAAACAUAUCUAGUUUACAGCAAUUAGCACGAUAAGACUUUAUCUACACUUUCCGUAACAUCACGACCUUGAUUAGGCGACCAUCUCUAUUAAUGGCCAAUUUUUGCAUGGAACCAACAGAGACUGCUUAAGACAGGUUUCACUGUACUUGCAAUCAGUUUUACACUGAAGAUUAUGUGCAAUUUUCUGUUGUCAUUUAUUUAUUGGUGCUAAAGCUUAGAAAAAUC
Gryllus bimaculatus (two-spotted cricket) is the source of this 3357-nucleotide messenger RNA. NCBI's taxonomy places the organism in Eukaryota, Metazoa, Arthropoda, Insecta, Orthoptera, Gryllidae. The record is from the annotation of a GenBank genome assembly.